This is a messenger RNA of Solanum stenotomum, 2109 nucleotides long. RefSeq lists its product as uncharacterized. Lineage: Eukaryota; Viridiplantae; Streptophyta; Magnoliopsida; Solanales; Solanaceae. The transcript has 4 exons. Bases 1 to 2109 code for a protein of 702 amino acids. The record is from RefSeq and is a predicted model, not a curated record.
AUGGUACCGGGGGAGGCAGCCCCCGAGGUCACAGUUGAGGCCCCAGCUAGGGGUAGAGGUCGGGUUAGAGGCCGAGGACGUGGUCGAGGCCGUGCCAGAGGAGCGGCACCUGCCCGAGGCCGAUGUAGAGAGCCUUCACCUGAGCCACAGAUUGGAGUAGCUGCAGAGCAGGCUCCUGCGGGCCAUGCACCCCCAAUUCAUGAUGACAGACUCGACAGGAUAUUUGGGGUAUUGGAGCGUCUUGCUCAGGGUGCAGCAGGUAUACCAGCGGGGUUACAAGCUGAGGUAGGGGCACAAGCCCCUGGUUAUCAGUAUCAGAUUCCAGUGGUUCCAGAGCUGGUGGUUCAGCCACCACAGGUUCCAGCACCGGUUGUAGGUAUACCGGCGACCCUUGAGGUGGCCUUGGCAGAUGAUGACCAGGUCUGCUAUGAGCGGUUUCAAAAAAUGAAACCACCUCAGUUUCAUGGUGCUAAGACUGAUGAUGCUCACGAGUUUUUGACCUUGAGUCGAGAGAUGUUGGCGGCGAUACGCAUGUUAGAUGAGAGGGGCAUCCGAUUUAUGUCCCUUCAGUUACGCGGUGUCGCUAGGGAGUGGCUGAGGACCUUCAUGAGUUCGAGACUAGCGGGAUCUCCUCCCAUGGAGUGGAGUGAGUUUGCUAGUGCCUUCGAGGGUCGUUUCAUCCCUUGGAGUGUACAGGAGGAGAGCCGUGAGCCUGAGCGGUUUCGCAGAUUUGUCAGGGGUUUGACUCCCACUAUCCGUAGUUAUGUGUUUAGAUCAUCUCGAGAGGGUGCUUCCUUCCAGACUAUAGUGAGUGUAGCCAGAGAGGCUGAGUUGCUUGAGCGGGAUGAUUUUGGUGGGCCCAAGAGGGUCCGUAUAGGUGGUCAGUAUUCGGGUACCUCGUCAGGAGGUAGGGGCCCACACAGGGGAGGCGGGUCUUUCCUGCGUCAGAGGCCAGUACGUGUUUCAUUACCAGCUAUCGAAGGUGGGCCAGCAGCUCAGGGUCCUCCAGGAUCGGGUCGAGGUGGUUAUAGCAUUACUUCGGGUUCUUCACAGUCAGGAUCCACACCGAGGUCUUGUUAUGGUUGCGGUGAUCCGGGCCACUUGAUUCGUCAGAGUCCACAUCAGACUCAGUCUGGACCACACCGUACUGUCUCCGUGGUCCCAGAGAGAGAUUCAGCACCUCAGGCUAGAGGUCGGGGUCGGGGACCGGCAUCUGGUAGAGGCGGACGAGCUUCGGGUAGAGGUGCUAGUGGCGCCUCAGGUUCACAGAGUGGGGGCAGAGGUGCCCAAUGUUAUGCUUUUCCUGGGAGGCCCGAGGCUGAGGCUUCUGAUGCAGUUAUCACAGGUAUCAUCUCAGUUUGUCAUCGGCCUGCUUCCGUAUUAUUUGAUCCUGGUUCUACAUUCUCAUAUGUGUCUACAUAUUUUGCUUCCGGCCUUGAGUUGACUUGUGAUUGUAUGUCUGUGCCUAUUAGAGUCUCUACACCCGUAGGUGAACCCUUAGUGGUGAAUAGAGUGUAUCGAUCUUGUCUUGUUGUCUUAUCGGGGUAUGAGACUUGGGUGGAUAUGAUUCUUCUUGAUAUGUUAUACUUUGAUGUCAUAUUGGGUAUGGACUGGCUUUCCCCCUAUCAUGCGCUUCUUGAUUGUUAUGCUAAGACUGUCACCUUAGCUAUUCCAGGUAUUCCUAGAGUGGAGUGGAGAGGGACUAGUGGUUCGUAUCCCAACAGGGUCAUAUCUCAUAUUCGGGCUCAGAAGAUGAUUGACCGGGGUUGUUUAUCUUAUUUGGCCUUUAUUCGGGAUGUUGGAGCUGAGUCACCGGCCAUGGAGUCUAUUCCGGUGGUUCAGGAGUUCCCUGAUGUGUUUCCCGAGGAUCUACCUGGUGUUCCUCCUGUUCGUGAUAUUGACUUCUCUAUUGACUUGGAGCCGGGCACCAAGCCCAUAUCUAUUCCACCUUAUCGUAUGGCUCCAGCUGAGUUGAAGGAGUUGAAGGAUCAGAUUCAGGACUUAUUGAGUAAAGGAUUCAUACGCCCUAGUGUGUCGCCUUGGGGUGCACCGGUAUUAUUUGUGAAGAAGAAAGAUGGGGGGCAGCCUUGUUCUCUAAGAUCGACUUGA